AAGUGGCGUCACCGGGGAGGGACGCGCUGGAAGCGGAAGCGGCCGUUGUGCCGCGCGGCGGCAGAUUUGGGUGUUUGGAGCAGGCGAGCGGCUCCGGCCGCGGAAAGCGUCGGGGACAGUAUUAUAAUAUAACUACCUCGUAAUCUGAAAGAGCAGUGUUUGGAAGAAUGACAACGGGAGACCUAAAAGGAAGUUUAAGAAAAAUAGAACAAGGACUUCGCAUGUUAAAUUAUCCAAGAGAUGUGGAUUAUACAGUGUUAGCGAAGGGUGAUCCAGCUGCAUUUUUACCCAUAAUUAGCUAUUCCUUUACAUCGUUCUCAACUUACAUCGCAGAACUUCUGGUGAAAUGUGAUGUGGAACUUACAGCAAAGAGUGACUUGCGCUUUAUUGAAGCUAUUUAUAAGCUUCUCCGAGAUCAAUUUCACUAUAAACCAAUCCUAACAAAAGAGCAGUUUCUUCAGUUUGGUUUUGCAGAAAGAAAAAUGCAGAUUGUUUGUGACAUUAUCAACUGCGUGGUGAAAAAACAUAAGGAAUUAAGUAACCUGAAUAAGGUUAAAUCCCAAGCAAGAAAGAAAUUCAGACCUUCAAAACGUGAAAUAUGGUCAAACUGUGGUGAUGUUCUUGUUGAUCUCAGUGGCAGCACUCUGAAUUCCAAACAGCAUGCUCAAAAGGUGCCUCUUGUAGAACGACACUCAGGAGAUGAAGUUAGGGAUGACCUUCCUCUUGCACCUAUUAAUCCAACACCCCUUAAUCCACCAUCUCUUCCAGAAGAGGGAGGUAAUGAAGAAGAGUUGUACUUAGAUGAUGAUGUUGUGGAAGAACAAGUCGUAGAGGACAAUUCUCAAAUGGAGUUCCUAAGGAGUCAACUUGCUGAUUGCCAGGAAAAGCUUAAUAAGCUGGACUGGAUGGAAGAUAAAUUACGUGUUUUGGAAGAGAAACUGAAAGGGAAGGUGAUUAUAGAUGAGAAGGACUGGAAUAAUUUGUUGAGCAGAGUUUUGCUUCUUGAAACAGAACUGUUGCUGCAGUCCAAAAAGAGAGACUUAUCUGCAGAGUUCAACAGUGUAAGUCAAGAUGAUACUUCCAGUAUAAUUCCAGUCUCUCCUGAUGCAGAAAAGAAGGAGGAGAUGGCGGAGUGUCCUCGUCAGUCAUCUGGAUACAGUUCAUCAUUAUCCACAGUCUCAUCUCCCAAAGCCAUGAUAAUCAGUUCUCAUUAUCUGACAGAGAUUUCAAAGGAGACAACAAGACAAAGAAUGGAAAGGAUAAGUAAAAUCAUUGAAGAAACCUCAGAAUUGUUGAAAACCUCAAGUAACACCUCUGAAAAGGCCUGAAAGAGCGGCUCUUCAGGCCUGUUCCCUGUAGAUGUAUGGAUAUAAAAAGUAAUAUGUAUGUUUGUACAACAUUAAAUUUUCAAUAUAUCAAAUUUGUAAUGUUCACUGUUUUUUAUAUUCUUUGAGUAAAUAUCUUUGAAUGCAUCUGUGUAUUUAUGAUCUUUUUUUUAAAAUUUACCUCACUGACUUUAACUUUGUAAAACUGUUGAAAUAGCUUCUCCCUCUUUCGUUUUGUAGAACAAAAUCAUCACAGCAGUGCAUUUUUGUGUUGACAUUUGUUAGCAGUGUGCUAAGUAGUGUGUUUUUUAAAGCAUGGGCUCGAGGACUAUGGUUUACAUCCUGUUGGAAACACUCCAGCUGGUACUUACAUAUUGUACCCAAGAGGCUUUAUUACGUACUAUCUUGCUAUUUGUGCUGUUGAAUAAGUUUUAAUGAAAGCACACUUUUAAAUACAUACCUUUUUUAAUAUAAAUUUUUGUAUGCACCUAGAGAGCACCAAUGCAUUAUGGCUUCCAUUAACACAAACAUAGUGUGAGUCAGUUUGAUCUUAAACAUUAAAAUGUGUGAGUAAGUCCACAGACUACAAGAGAUGUGUUGAGUGUUUUAGUACUCUUACCCAACACGUUUUAAGACUAGCAGCACAGAUGGAGACCAUCCAGUAUACAAAGAUGCACAAGACUUUUAUGGUUUGAAGCUGCAUUAAAAUUUCUCUUUAGCAAUGUAAGAUGCAAGACUUUCAUAAACAUAUAAUCAAACAAAAAUAUGUUGAGUGUGACAAGAUUUAUUUCCCUUUGUAAAUUAGUGGCCUAUCAUAUCAGUAUUUCUUUGUGCUAUAAUGCCCUCUUUACAUAAAAGAUUUUGGGAGUUUGAUUCAUAAAAUCAGUGUUUUGUUUUGUUGUUUUUUUUUUAUAACAGUUUGCAAAUGAAGGAGAAAACCCAGCUGUUCCAUGUUAUGCUGUAGAAAGUAAUUUGUAUUUUAACAGUAAUGAUUUUUUUUUUCUGUAAUCAUACAGAAUUUCAAUUUAUUUUACAUACAAACAAGUACAUAGCUUGAUCAAACGUGCUGUAUAAACUUAAUCAAGGAUUUUUGGAAUUUUUCAUUAGAACUUUCCAUUUUCAAUAUAUUUGUUUCCAGAAAAUAAAAGAACUUAGAGAG
Messenger RNA from Lagopus muta (rock ptarmigan), 2484 nucleotides. It is a transcript of the gene CEP44, whose product is annotated as centrosomal protein 44. The transcript has 11 exons. Lineage: Eukaryota; Metazoa; Chordata; Aves; Galliformes; Phasianidae. The record is from RefSeq and is a predicted model, not a curated record. The coding region runs from base 168 to 1328 and encodes 386 amino acids. Gene Ontology annotation, cellular component: centrosome; spindle pole.